Molecule: messenger RNA, 213 nt
Organism: Knipowitschia caucasica
Lineage: Eukaryota; Metazoa; Chordata; Actinopteri; Gobiiformes; Gobiidae
Source: the annotation of a GenBank genome assembly
AUGGCAGCCCUGCGUGUGCUUCUGCUGCUGCCGUGUCUGCUGCUGCCCACCCACACUGCCCCUGUUGCGGAGAAACAUGGCGGCUCAGACCUGCGGUGUCCUCUGACAGUGAAGAUCCUGGACGCGGUUCACGGGACUCCAGCUGGACCCAUGAGCUUGCGGGUGUUCAGGAGGAACACGGACGAGACCUGGACCCUGGUCGCCUCAGGGUAA